Helianthus annuus (common sunflower) is the source of this 1992-nucleotide messenger RNA. RefSeq names its product putative glycerol-3-phosphate transporter 1. The coding region runs from base 171 to 1730 and encodes 519 amino acids. The record is from RefSeq and is a predicted model, not a curated record. Gene Ontology annotation, cellular component: membrane. Gene Ontology annotation, molecular function: transmembrane transporter activity. Gene Ontology annotation, biological process: phosphate ion homeostasis; transmembrane transport. The transcript is spliced from 3 exons. NCBI's taxonomy places the organism in Eukaryota, Viridiplantae, Streptophyta, Magnoliopsida, Asterales, Asteraceae.
CAACUGCUGAAAUUGAGUAAACCAUUAGCCAAUCAACUCAAACAAGAACAUCAAAAGUAUUGAUCACAGAUGCAUGCACAUAUUAUAUACAUAUAGAGAGAGAAACUGGGAAAUCUAGAGAGAGAACACAAUACAGCUUGGUUUUGAACCUUCAAAGUAGUAAUUAAUCAAUGGGUUCUAUUCCAGAACCAGACCAACAAUCAAACAGAAACAUAAGAGACACAAAGCCUCCAGGAAUCACAUUUGUAGAAAGCACUACAAAAUCAAACAUUUCAUUCAAAUCCCAUCAAGCAAUUGUUCUCAUAGUUACAUUUCUAGCUUACACAAGCUACCAUGCUUCGCGUAAAACCACAAGCAUUAUCAAAAGCGCGUUAGAUCCUCAAACGCCAGACGAGACUGAGCAAUCCCCCUCGUUUUUAUCCAACGCGCUUUCGUGGGUUUUGGGGAAUGGAUGGGCCCCGUUUAACGGAUCAAACGGGACAGUAUUGCUUGGAGAUAUUGACUUGGCUUUCUUGAUUGUGUAUGCUUUGGGCAUGUUCUUUUCGGGACAUAUUGGUGAUCGAAUGAAUUUAAGAAUCUUUUUAACAAUUGGAAUGGUGGGAACUGGUUUGUUUACUUCAUUGUUUGGUGUGGGAUAUUGGGCAAACAUUCAUGUGUUCUACUACUAUUUGAUUGUUCAAAUGAUAGCAGGGUUGUUUCAAUCGACCGGAUGGCCUUCGGUUGUUGCGGUUGUGGGGAACUGGUUUGGGAAGAGUAAGAGAGGGCUCAUCAUGGGUGUUUGGAACGCCCACACGUCGAUUGGGAACAUUUCUGGCUCGUUGAUCGCUGCGUAUUUCUUGAAAUACGGGUGGGGAUGGUCCAUGGUGGUACCGGGUUUGAUGAUUGCGGUUGUUGGAGUUGUUGUUUUCUUGUUUUUGCCGGUUGAUCCGGAGUCAGUGGGGGUGGAGAGAGAGAAUGAUGAAUCUGGACCGCCUAAAAAGGGAGUAACCGAGCCUUUGUUGAGCUCGGACAUGGUCCACACGGACACGGAGAAAGGUUCGGCUGUCGGGUUUUUCGAAGCUUGGAAAAUACCCGGGGUUGCUCCUUUCGCGUUUUGCCUCUUUUUCGCCAAGUUGGUUGCUUACACGUUCCUUUAUUGGCUUCCGUUUUACAUUAGUCAUACAGCUAUAAAUGGCGAGUACUUGUCGAGCACUGCAGCCGGGAACUUAUCUACAUUAUUUGAUGUAGGGGGCGUGGUGGGGGGAAUCCUAGCUGGUCACAUAUCUGAUCGGCUAGAUGCUCGUGCCAUUACAGCCGCGAGCUUCACAUACUGUGCGAUUCCAGCACUAUACCUAUACCGGAGUUACGGACACCUAUCCAUGUCAAUAAACAUCACUCUCAUGCUAAUCAUUGGGAUGUUUGUCAACGGGCCAUAUGCUCUCAUAACAACCGCGGUAUCAGCUGAUCUAGGGACCCACAAGUCAUUAAAAGGAAACUCUAAAGCACUCGCGACAGUGACCGCAAUCAUUGAUGGGACAGGAUCAAUCGGUGCUGCUAUUGGACCGGUACUAACAGGUUACAUUUCAACUCAAAGUUGGAGUGCGGUUUUCACCAUGCUUAUGUUGUCGGCCUUUGUGGCGGGGUUGUUUUUGACUAAACUUGUGGUGGCGGAGGUGACGGCAAAAUGUAACGAUUUACAACGGGGGUCGAGUGAUGGCGCUACUCCGUCCGGUGUGGUUGAAGAAGUGUGAUUAUCUAGUGGUUUUUGGUAAAUUGGUGAUUGUGUGUAAAUGAAGAUUUUGUGACAAUGUGUGAUGUGUGGAUAAAAUUAUUUCAAUUUAUGGUCUUUGCUUCUAAGGAGAAGGAAAGAUUAAAGGGCCUUGUAUAGCAUAAUUGUUUUCUCCUAGGUUUUAAGUAGUGGGAGGAGAUGAUGUGUAUUAAUGUUUACUAUUAAUGUUUGUACAUGUAAUAAUAAAAUUCAUGAUUCAAAUUACUAAAUUUCUUUUUACAACC